Chlorocebus sabaeus (green monkey) is the source of this 568-nucleotide messenger RNA. The record is from RefSeq and is a predicted model, not a curated record. Lineage: Eukaryota; Metazoa; Chordata; Mammalia; Primates; Cercopithecidae.
AUGAUUGCAGGGAGAUUGGGACUGGCAGCCGGACCUGCAGGACAGACCAAAAAGUUGCAAACUGACGGCACCUACUGGCAACCAUCAAGACUGCAGAAGGGCUGGAAAGUGUCCACGGCCACACACAAAAAAGAUCUGCAGGUCACCCACCUUGUGGUGGCCCAAGACACUGCAACUCCAGAGGCAGCCCAAAUAUCCUCGGAAAACUCCCCCAGGAGAAACAAGCUUGACUACUAUGCCAUCACCAAGUUUCUGCUGACCACUGAGUCCGCCAUGAAGAUAGAAGACAACAACACACUUGUGUUCAUUGUGGAUGUUAAAACCAACAAGCACCAGAUCAAACAGGCUAUGAAGAAGCUCUGUGACAUUGAUGUGGCCCAGGUCAACACCCUGAUUCAGCCUGAUGGAGAGAAGGCAUAUGUUGGACUGGCUCCUGAUUACGAUGCUUUGGAUGUUGCCAACAAAAUUGGGAUCAUCUAAACUGAAUCCAGCUGGCUAAUUCUAAAUAUAUGUGUAUCUUUUCACCAUAAAAAAAUUAAAAGAGAGAGACGAUCCUUGAGCCAAUGGC